Talaromyces amestolkiae is the source of this 864-nucleotide messenger RNA. RefSeq lists its product as uncharacterized. The coding region runs from base 1 to 864 and encodes 287 amino acids. Gene Ontology annotation, biological process: exocytosis. Gene Ontology annotation, cellular component: cell tip; Golgi to plasma membrane transport vesicle. NCBI's taxonomy places the organism in Eukaryota, Fungi, Ascomycota, Eurotiomycetes, Eurotiales, Trichocomaceae. The transcript has 2 exons. Gene Ontology annotation, molecular function: guanyl-nucleotide exchange factor activity. The record is from RefSeq and is a predicted model, not a curated record.
AUGCAAACAGCUACGUCUGUCUAUACAGUCACGUCGAAAGCGAAAACUACGUUAUUAGGAGAAGAAUACGGCCCGAUGAAGGAGUCAGUGUCGGGCACACCAUGUCCGCAUUGCGGCAGCGACUCUGUUUCACACGAUGCGACAGCCGCGCAGCAACGAAUAGAGGAGUUGGAAGCUCAACUGCUGAUCUACAGCGAAAAAGCGUCGGAAACUGCGGUCAGAUUAGCAGACUACGAGAACGAAAUCCACAGCUUGCGACAACAAGCACAAGCCUGGAAUAAUAACCACGAAUCUACCGCAACUACAGCCGCAGCCACGGAUUACCCUCCCAAAACACCCGAUGCCAAUGCACAGCAGCAACAACAACAAGGCCGCUUUGCGAACUUCGCAUCCUACUUUCCCUACCGUCGCACGGGCUCGCGAGCCGGGUCAAAAGACUCCAGCACACCACCACAAACCUCCUACUCAAACUACACCAACAGCAGCCCUGGCGGAGGAGGAGGUCACACCAGCCCCAGCGCCAACACCAGUUUCCACUCGCACGAUACCGCCUCCUCGUCCGACCCAACAACAAUAACAACAAGCAACGCGCUCGCCCUUCAAACAGCGCUGAACCGCGAACAGGGACUCCGCAAAGCCGCCGAAUCGCAACUGUCGCAAGCCCACUCGGAACUCGAAGAACUCACCGCCCAACUAUUUAGCCAGGCGAACGAAAUGGUUGCGCAGGAACGCAAGGCGCGCGCAAAGCUGGAGGAGAGGGUGGCGUUGCUCGAGAAGCGGGAUGGGGAGAAGAGGAAGAGGCUGGAUCGGUUAGAGAAGGCCAUUGCGAGGGUGGAAAGGGUGAGGGGGUUGAUUAAUUCUUGA